Rhagoletis zephyria (snowberry fruit fly) is the source of this 993-nucleotide messenger RNA. RefSeq lists its product as uncharacterized. Lineage: Eukaryota; Metazoa; Arthropoda; Insecta; Diptera; Tephritidae. The record is from RefSeq and is a predicted model, not a curated record.
AUGACGGAGUUUGGCCUUGACAAUUCGGGGACCGUCGAGGAGCUGCGUAAACGCCUCUCUACAUUUGUGCAAGAGGAAGUGGAGACUGAGAACCAUCGCGAUCGGGCCACUGAUUUAGCGCUUAAGCAUACGAGGUCUACAAGCGCGGGGAAUGCACCAACACCGAAGAGACCCGAACGAUCAGCCCCAAUUAUCAUGGACCGCGUACGCAAAUGGGGCGUCAAAUACGAUGGCGGCAAGGACCCGUUGGGUUUCAUCGAACGCGUUGAAGAAUUAGCCGACGGGUACGAGAUAGAAAGAGACGCACUUCCACGAGCAUUACCCGAGUUAUUUAAGGAUAGAGCCCUCGUCUGGUUACGAAACAACCACGGCCACUGGAGAGACUGGGAGACGUGUAAGCGAGAUUUCCUGAAGUUCUUCUUGAAUUCCCGGUAUUUCGAAAGACUCGAUGAUGAGAUACGGCAGCGUGUUCAACGGCCCAGAGAGGCAUUUAAAGACUAUGUACUAGCGUUACAAGGGCUAAUGCGUCAUUCCGACUAUACGGAGGCACAAAAGCUUCGGCGCAUCUAUAAGAAUUGCCGAAGCGAACACCAGCUGUAUAUUAAACAAACCGAGUUCAACACUCUUGGAGAGUUGGUAAGUCUGGCAGAAGACUACGAGAAUAUUGUAGCAGAGAAGGAGUCGCAACGAGCAUUGCCCCGCGCAAUAACCCCGAGACGAAGCGAAGAGCGCAACUACACUAUCCGAGAGGAGCAGAGAAGAGAGAGGUAUACGAUGCCAGCGAGACGGCGGGAUGGAGGCGAUUAUGCGCCACCUACGGGACAACAACACGAUGCGGCGAAGACGGACAUUUCGCCUACGAAUGUAGGAACGAUAUCCAGCAAUUCUGUUGGACGUGCGGUCGGCGGAACAUUCGAACAUCAGACUGUUGCCGCGGACAACAAGGAAACGGUCAAGGACCCCAUUCGCGACGAAGAGUGGGGUCUCCAGUAA